Messenger RNA from Cricetulus griseus (Chinese hamster), 1083 nucleotides. The record is from RefSeq and is a predicted model, not a curated record. Lineage: Eukaryota; Metazoa; Chordata; Mammalia; Rodentia; Cricetidae.
GCAAGGUUUUCUGGGAGUUGUAGUCCGAGGUUCCGGGCCGUCCAAGGGCGUUAGUACCUUCUGAGCUCCCCGGGAGGAUGGAUUCCGGGGCGGACGUGGAGCCGCUGGCGGGCCUGGUCUGGUCGUCAGCCUUAACACCGCCGCCCCCGGGUUUCAGCGCGAUCACCUGCACCGUGGAGGGCGCGACCGCCAGCUUCGGCCGCGGUUUCGCUCAGAAAGCCGGCUACUUUCUGUGUCUGAGCCCGCUGGGCAGCCUGAGGAACCCUCAGGACAAUGUGGUAGUAGACAUGCAGAUCGUGAUGGACAAGGGCCCCCCGCCAUCCGGCUUCUCUACAGUGAACGACCCUCUAGACUCCAAGGCCUCUGUGUCCAAGAAGAAGCGCAUGUGUGUGAAGCUGAUGCCCCUGGGGGCUGCCGACAUGGUUGUGUGUGACGUGAAACUGAGUGGGAAGACCAAGACAGUGCCUGGAUACCUGCGUGUGGGGGACAUGGGUGGUUUUGCCAUCUGGUGCAAGAAAUCCAAGGCCCCAAGACCAGUGCCCAAGCCCCGCACUGUCAGCCAGGAUAUGCGGGGCCUCUCACUGGAUCCACCCACACAGCCCAGCAAAGGCAGCCACCCUGAGCGGACACUGUCUAGGAUAGGCUCUCGAGCAUCCACUCUGCGGAGGAAUGACUCCAUCUAUGAAGCAUCCAGUCUCUAUGGUAUCUCAGCCAUGGAUGGGGUUCCCUUUACACUGCACCCCCGUUUUGAGGGCAAGAGCUGUGGGCCUCUGAACUUGUCUGCCUUUGGGGACCUGACCAUUAAGUCGCUGGCAGACAUUGAGAAGGAGUAUAACUAUGGCUUCGUGGUGGAAAAGACAGCAGCUGCACGCCUGCCCCCCAGCGUCUCAUAGUCUCUGCCUCAGGUGCCCCCUGACCACCACCUGCCUCCCAGCAUUACUGACUGAUGCCCAGCUCCUUGGAGACAGGGUCUCUUUCCUGGCCUGGCGGUGCAGCGGUGGCCUGGGCGGUACCUUCCCUUCACUUGUCAGUCUUGUGUGUGGAGGCUACGAUUAGCCGCACUAAACACUUCCUGGUACCCAC